AUGUCGGGGUCUCCAAGUACGACUCCAAAGUCGGAGAAGACGAUGUCUUCCCGUCUGCUGACCAUGAAGUUCAUGCAGCGCGCUGCUGCUUCUGCAGCGACCAAAGAACCACAGAGCUCAACUCCUGACGAAGGCAAGCAUACACCGAAGCGCCCCAGGUUGUCGACGGAACCUGCCAGCCCCUCCACUCCCCAGUCUGAUCUGGAGGCUAUUUCCGCGGCACUUGCAGCUGAAGAAGAGAAGCGACGGGAGGCCAUUACGCGACAAGCAGCAGAGGCCGGCGAGUCAGAAUGGGUGCUGGACAUCCCGGCUGUGAACUACUCUCCGCAACCAAUUGUCCUCUCGGCGGACUCGCUAGACACUGAGGGAGAUAUACCCCAGGGUGGUCGCCGCGCAUACGGAAACUUCAAGCGCAAAAAACCUGUUACCAAAUACAGCGAGACCCAGCUUGAAGAAGACGAGGAGGAGGAAGAGGAGGAAUUGCAGCAGCAGAUUGCUCAGCACGCAGAUGAUCCCGAAGCCGUGAGCGCCCUCAGGGAGAAGGCGAAGCAGAAGAUGUUGGCCAGGGAGGCACGUCGAAAGGCCGCUGAAGCCGACGCUGCGAGGAUUGAGAGGAAGAGGCUCUCUAAUAUAACCAGUAUCUCUGGAUCGCAGCAAUCUUCAUCAUCGAGAAUGGGAGGUCCGUCAACGAAAAAGAAGAAGCGCAAGUUCUAA
Molecule: messenger RNA, 714 nt
Organism: Penicillium daleae
Lineage: Eukaryota; Fungi; Ascomycota; Eurotiomycetes; Eurotiales; Aspergillaceae
Exons: 3
Coding region: 1-714 (237 amino acids)
Source: RefSeq, a predicted model, not a curated record